CGGCUUCAAAAAGUGGGUGAAAAAGGGGAGCAAAGCAAAAAAAACUUGCAACAAAUCUCUCUUUUUCUCUCUUUCUAACUGAGAAACGAACAGACAAAGCCCAUAUUGCCUUCCCUAUAAAAUAAUUCAAAUCUUUUCUCUUCUUCUCACAGAGCUACAAAGAUGAUGAAGAAGAAAGCCGAGACUGCAUUGUAGUAUUGGGAUACUGAAAACCCUUUUUUUUCUUUUUCUUUCCCUUUGAAUUCGUAGCAGAUAAUGAAAGUUGGAGUUUUAAUUAGUUGCCCAGAAGAAAACCUUCAAUUUCCAUGGCUUUAGAAGCGCUGUCUACCAAUGAGCUCUUCAACCUCAUAAUCUACGACACCUUUUCGGCAACCCCCGCCUUGUCCCACAACGAAGCUUCUGAAACUACCAAUCUUGCGGCGGUGGCCCCCAAGCAGCCAGGUCAGGACCUCUGCGGCGGUGACGGUGGCGGUUUAGAUGCCUGUUCUUCCAUGCCGGCGUGGCGCCGCCGCCAUUCGGCUGGGGCGGAGAUGAUAACCCCCCAUUCUCGGGCGCAGCAAAACUUGGCGGUGCAAGGCGGCGGCCGGAAAAAGCGGCGGAGACGGCCCAAGAUUUGUAAGAACAAGGAGGAGGCUGAGACCCAGAGGAUAACUCACAUUGCCGUCGAGAGAAACCGCCGCAAACAGAUGAAUGAACACCUCGCCGUGCUCCGCUCCCUCAUGCCGGAAUCUUAUGUUCAAAGGGGUGACCAAGCCUCAAUAGUUGGGGGCGCCAUAGAGUUUGUGAAGGAGCUCGAACACCUCUUGCAAUCCCUAGAAGCUCGCAAGUUCCAACUGCUACACGGCGGCGGAGGCGAGGGCGGCGGCGGAGGAGCGACGACGACCGCCGCCGAGUGCGGCGGCGCCGAGUUCCUACCAAACCCAUUCUCGCAGUUUUUCUCGUACCCACAAUACACAUGCUCGCCACAGCUCCCCAACAAGUACAUCUCGAAAAGCAAGGCCGCCAUUGCCGACAUAGAAGUUACUCUAAUCGAAACGCAUGCAAAUAUUCGAAUUUUGUCGAUAAGAAGAGUCCGGCAACUCUCUAAGAUAGUGGCCACCUUUCAGUCGAUGUGCCUUUCUACACUUCACCUAAACGUCACCACUUUAGACUCUUUGGUUCUCUAUUCAAUCAGUGCAAAGGUAGAAGAAGGUUGCCAGCUGAACAGUGCUGACGAGAUAGCAGGAGCAGUUCACCACAUGCUCAGAAUAAUAGAGGAGGAAGAUACCCUAAGUACUUGCCAGCAAGCUGUGUAGGGCAUAGCCCAUUUAUCUCUUUCUUCCAAUGUUUAAUGUAGUUUCAAUCUAUGAAUAUAUGAAUCAACCUGUCUGUUCCAAGGUUUGCUUGUAAGUACAAAAAAAGGGCUAGUUUUUGUUAAUGCUACAAUUAUAUAUUAGGGUCUUUAUUGUCAUUUUCUUCUUUGACCAA
Messenger RNA from Ipomoea nil (Japanese morning glory), 1467 nucleotides. Its product is annotated as transcription factor bHLH71-like. The transcript is spliced from 3 exons. Gene Ontology annotation, molecular function: RNA polymerase II cis-regulatory region sequence-specific DNA binding; DNA-binding transcription factor activity, RNA polymerase II-specific; protein dimerization activity. NCBI's taxonomy places the organism in Eukaryota, Viridiplantae, Streptophyta, Magnoliopsida, Solanales, Convolvulaceae. The coding region runs from base 306 to 1295 and encodes 329 amino acids. Gene Ontology annotation, biological process: regulation of transcription by RNA polymerase II. The record is from RefSeq and is a predicted model, not a curated record.